GGUCACACUUGAAAGCAACAGUAAGCUCAGUGUUGAUGGGCAGACGUUGUGCUCAGUUGAUAACGAGCAUUUAUCGCGCUUCGACUGUUUGUUCAGGACAAGGUGGACAUGGCCACCAGGAUAUCCAUGGCAGUCAAGGCACUGUUUAAGAAGUACCCCAUGGCUUCUAAUGCAGUGGUGUAUGGAACACUUAUAACAGGGGCAGAGUUCACGCAGCAAACUAUGACAAAGAAGAUUUUGGUGAAAGAUUCAGAACGUGAGCAGAUUGACAAAGGAUCCUUGGGCCGAUACGCAAUAAUGGGGACAUUAAUUUACCCUAACAUCUUAUACAUAUGGUACAGAUGGUUGGACAGGCGAUAUGUAGGGACUGCAACAAAGACGAUCGUGAAGAAGCUGCUGCUAGAUCAGUUUGUCUUAACUCCACCUCUCCUAUGUGCCUUUUUUAUUAUUAUGAGUGCAAUGGAGGGGAAAGCUGACAUACUUGAAGAAUGUAGGAGAAAAAUGGUACCAACAUUUCAGACAAGCUGUAUGUUCUGGCUACCAGCACAAACACUGAACUUUAUUUUUGUACCUCCUGUGGCACGUGUCGUAUAUGUGGGUACCUGUGCUUUCAUCUGGAUCAACAUCCUUGUUUGGAUCAAACGACAGAAAUAUUAAGCAUCAGUGACUGCCCUCCCUGCUGAUAUCAGGCCACAUCACACUGUUGAAACCAGAGGGACUGUAAAUAUCGAAAACUUUCAUCUCACUCAACAAACAAACUGCAAACCCUCUGCUAUGAAUGCCACAAGGCAGAAUCAACUAGUCAAGCCUAUGUAAGUUUUGAGGUCAAGCCUAGUUUAACAGCAUCAUCAUCUCUGCAAGAUAAGUCUCAUCUGGAUCAGAUAAUUAAGAUGCAAGUUCCUAAAGUGACUAUACAAAAUCUCUGGAAAUCACUUGUAUAAAUACUGAAACAAAUGCAAAAUUCUGGAGACUCUCGAUAUUCAGAAUCUGCUGUGAUGUCAUAAGUGACAGAGACUGGUCAAUGUAUACCAGGUGGCACAAGAAGAGUGUUCUUUCAAAAAAUUAUAAAAAUGCAUGACUUGAAUGAAACUCGUACAAGCUGUGUAGAACAGGCCUAAAGAUGUGUACAUAAAGUUUUAUUUGCUUCAGACGACUUGUUAUACAGAAAAAUAUUUUCAAUUUUGAAUGUUAAAAAUACGCAUUUUCCUAGUCAGAAUCUAAGAAAGUCAUUAUCUUUUUUGAGAUCAAUUCUGACAAAAAGUGUGAUUGAAUUAUGAACAAAAUGCCUAUUUUUAACAUUCAAAGUGGACAAUAUUCUUCUCUGUUAAUGAAUUAUCUGAACUGAAAAAAAUCUUCUUGUACACAUAGGUAUGCUCUACACAACUCAUAUGAGUUUCAUUCUGAUCCACACAAUCAUUCACUUUUACCAUACUUUUUCUUUUUCCACCACCCAUUACACACAAAACUUACAGGACCCUGUCCUUACUAGCCAAGAAAUAGCCCAAAAGGAAAGCAAUGGGUGAGGUUAAGCAGUCAGUCUCACUCCAAUAGUAACUUCAUGUUGAGAACGUUUAUAAUUCAGACUAGAUACAAUCCUUUCAGCCCAAAUAAAACAGAAAUGCAUAAAGUUACAUAAUAGUCUCGUGGGAAAUUAAAAUAUGGAGAUGACAUACAAACAUUUUUCUCUGAGCUUUCUUCUUCCUCCAGACUGCCAGAUUCUUAUUGCAGGAAUGUUUCCCUGUCUGUGACAAGAAUAAAUGAUAUCCUGACACACAAUUAUACAUUCAGGUUUAAAAAAUGUUAUAAUGUAAUUUGUCAAUGAAGUGCUCUUUUCUUAUAAGCUGCCACAUUUACUGGAAUAAAGGUUGCCAAAUA
Molecule: messenger RNA, 1875 nt
Organism: Cryptotermes secundus
Lineage: Eukaryota; Metazoa; Arthropoda; Insecta; Blattodea; Kalotermitidae
Product: mpv17-like protein
Exons: 6
Coding region: 109-657 (182 amino acids)
Cellular component (GO): membrane; cytoplasm
Source: RefSeq, a predicted model, not a curated record